AGCAGCAGCAGUAGCAGUCAGCGGGAGGAUGGAUGGAGCGGGCUCGUUUGGAGCGGGCCGAGCCGGUUCGGCCUUUGAUCCGAUCGCAUUCGUCAAACAACCUCAGACAAUCCUAAGAGUCCUGGCAUGGAUCUUCUCCAUGGUGGUCUUUGCUUCUAUAAUAAAUGAGGGCUAUGUGAAUAUGGGCAGUGAGCGACUACACUGUGUCUUUAAUAAGAACGCAGAUGCCUGUAACUAUGGUAUCACGAUAGGAAUUGUGGCGUUCUUAGCCAGUGUCUUCUUCCUGGCCCUGGACGUCUACUUCCCCCAGAUCAGCAGUGUCAAAGACAGAAAGAGAGCAGUGUUGUUGGAGAUUGUUUUUUCAGGAUUUUGGGCGUUCCUUUGGUUUGUGGGAUUCUGUUUUUUGGCCAAUCAGUGGAGCCGUACGUCCCCUAAGGAGCUGCCGCUGGAGCAGGCGUCAGACGCGGCACGAGCAGCUAUUGCCUUCUCUUUCUUCUCCAUCCUUACCUGGGCGGGCCUUACGGUGUGCGCUGUUCAGAGGUUCCUGCUGGGUACAGACAUGACACUGUUCUCCACCGAGCCUGUGGGUGACCAGGCACCCAAGCAGCCGUACCCCUCCAACGAUGUAAUCGGUCAGACUACCGUCCCCGUCAACGCUUACCAGAGUCCGCCGCUCAUCGAGACCGUGGAGACCCGCCCCCCUGGAUACAACAUCCCGCCAGCCUUUUAAUCCACAACCAAUCAGAAGACAAGGAAUAUAGCAGCGCUAAAGGACAGAGUAUAGACUGCCGUCAAUGUUAGCUAAAUGUAUCGUAUCGCGUUUUAGUAACAAGGUGGCGAAGGGAUGAUGCUCGCCUCUGUAAUCCGCACUAUAAUACAGAAUUAAAAGGUUAUUAAGGUCUCACGUUAACUUGAGCAGAAGUGGAUGUUUCGGGACUAUGAUUGUCUUUGCCUACCCACACGUUUUACAUUUGCAGUCAGCAACAAAUUAUUGUCAAAAUCACAAUGUGCUAUUUAUUUAGAAAAGCAUUUUAUUAUUAGCUUUUAAAAAAGUUGGAAAAUAAUUAAAGGUGCACUAAGCAAUGCUUUUGGUUACUUUAGCCAUGGUCAAAAUAAUUUUGACUGAUAUAUUAUAAUAAUUCAAUUAACAUAAUAAAAAAAAGAAUGAAAAUAAUUUACUCAACCAAAAGUGGUUUACAGAAAUAAAGUGAGUUGAAUAGAAUACAUUUUUUAGACGAUUGACAUGAGAGUCAUAUUUCAUGUGAAUAUACAACACACACAAAAAUAAUUUCUUUCAGGGUAAAACUUUUUUCCCAAUUGAAAAAGUUAGAUAGUGCAUCUUUAAUUAUGAUAAAGAAAAUGCAUUAUACUUAUUUUUGUGUGUCUGAUUAUUAAAUAAUUGCAUCUUGGCAUAGAUGAUCGACAACCGUACCAAACGCAUCAUGUUUACUGCAGUUAAAUUAGUGCUGUCCACGUCAUUUGUGUCAAAAUAUGUUUUUGUUAAGAAAGAAUGAGAAAAUUUUGUUUUAAAAGAUGGCUACUUACAGUCACUAUUGAGAGAGAGAGAGAGAGAGAGAGAGAGAGAGAGAGAGAGAGAGAGAGAGAGAAUGAGUAAUAGUCAGAGGAUGAAUAAAUGAGUGUGUCUCAGCCUCUCUCUCUCUCUCUCUGUGUGUUAGCGUGUGUUUGAUGAUGGACUCGUGGAGCAGUCAGAGACAUUCCAGAUGAGAUAACUGAGAUUACUGGAACAGACUGUUUACUUUAACAAGCAUACUUGUGCAUAUGAGUGUGUGUGUAGGUGAAAUGUGUGUGUUUGCUCUAAUCCUGUCUAAUUGCAUGGUAAAAUGCCUCAAAUUCCCCCUGAAGCAGCGAGGUAACUGUUAUAUUUUGUUAAUGGAAGACGUAACAGUGGUUAUUAAAGUUUUCAAGGUGACAUACAGUAUACAGUGCCAUGAGGUCCUGAAUAAAGAUGAGCCAGUACAGUGAA
Pimephales promelas (fathead minnow) is the source of this 1984-nucleotide messenger RNA. RefSeq names its product synaptogyrin 3b (gene syngr3b). Gene Ontology annotation, cellular component: synaptic vesicle membrane; neuromuscular junction. The record is from RefSeq and is a predicted model, not a curated record. NCBI's taxonomy places the organism in Eukaryota, Metazoa, Chordata, Actinopteri, Cypriniformes, Leuciscidae.